AGAUAGGGUUACCUAAAGGGUGAUGAUACCAUAAAGAGAAAUUGGUUACAGAGUGCUUUGUAGAAUGAAUAUUAACAUUAAAGCAAAAUACUUGAGUCUUUCCAGUUGCACCUGCAUUUCACUUCUUGCCAAUCUUUAAAUUUAACAGAUGGAAUUUUACUGUGUCAAGAAGCAUUGAAUGCUGAGCGGGAGCUAUGUCAUCCAGAUACAGAUCUCUGCAGAUUUGAUGCUACAGAUGAAGAGUUGAGAUUGUGUCAGGCCUGUGGGUUUGAAUUUGACAUGUGUGAGUGGACGUCAGAAGCAUCUGCUGGCCAAAUUUCCUGGAUGCGCACAAAAGCAAGAGAGAUCCCUGCAUUCGAAUCCACACCUCAGCAGGAUCAAGGAGGUGAUGAUGAAGGUUAUUAUGUAUGGGUAGGCGCUAAGCAUGCUUUCACUUUUAACCAUUUAGACAGCAGGGCUUACCUAAAUAGCUCUGUGUGUCAUUGCCUGUGCAAGAGCUGUCAUCUUCAAUUCUAUUAUGCAAUGGAAAGCAGUGUCCUGAGAGUAAGACUGUAUAAUAAUAAGGAAGAAGAAAUAUUUUGGACAUACAACAUAUCAACUCACAGCCAAUGGGUGAAAGCAGAUGUGUUAAUACCAGAAGAUCUGAAGACACUUAAGAUUACUUUUGAAGGGACUCUUUAGAGCCAGAGAAGUUUUAUUGCCCUUGAUCACCUCUGGGUCUAUGCCUGUGGACAGACCCAAUCCAGAAAGCUUUGCUCUGCAGACGAAUUCCCUUGCACUAGUGGCCAGUGCAUCGCCAAAGAAUCUGUCUGUGACUCUCGGCAGGACUGCUCCGAUGAGAGUGAUGAAGACCCAGCAACUUGCUCAAAGCAUCUCGCCUGUGACUUUGAGUCCGGUUUCUGCGGUUGGGAGCCAUUUCUCACAGAAGAUUCACACUGGAAGCUGAUGAAAGGAUUGAAUAAUGGAGAGCACCACUUUCCUGCAGCUGAUCACACAGCAAACAUAAAUCAUGGAUCGUUUAUUUAUUUGGAGGCACAGCGCUCCCCCGGGGUGGCCAAGCUUGGAAGUCCUGUUCUUACAAAAUUGCUCACUGCCUCUACCCCAUGUCAGGUGCAGUUUUGGUAUCAUUUGUCUCAACAUUCAAAUCUCUCAGUUUUUACAAGAACGUCUCUAGAUGGAAACUUGCAAAAGCAAGGCAAAAUAAUCAGAUUCUCCGAAUCUCAGUGGAGCCACGCAAAAAUUGAUCUCAUUGCAGAAGCGGGAGAAUCUACUCUACCUUUUCAGUUAAUUUUGGAAGCUACUGUUUUGUCAUCAAGUGCUACCGUUGCUCUAGAUGACAUCAGUGUGUCCCAGGAAUGUGAAAUUUCCUAUAAAUCACUACCAAGGAGCAGCACACAAAGCAAGUGCUCAUCAUUUCUGUGGCAUGAAAUCAAGAAGUGGAGAAAACGUCCAUUCACCCUCAUUUAUGGAAGUCACUGAUCUCCGAUAAAGAAAAGUGAAAACUAUUUCUAUAGUCAGGUAAAAUCUGAUAAAUAACCCAUGCUAUUUUGAUCAAUCUUUGCUGCAGAUAAUCAUGUUGUUAAAUUAGGAGAAUUCAGGAUAGUAGUGAAAAUAAGUGAUUCUUCUUCCGCCAUUGAAAAUUCUAUUGAGAAUAAAAGUAAGGCAU
Pan troglodytes (chimpanzee) is the source of this 1666-nucleotide messenger RNA. RefSeq names its product MAM and LDL-receptor class A domain-containing protein 1-like. The coding region runs from base 946 to 1479 and encodes 177 amino acids. The transcript is spliced from 10 exons. Gene Ontology annotation, cellular component: membrane. NCBI's taxonomy places the organism in Eukaryota, Metazoa, Chordata, Mammalia, Primates, Hominidae. The record is from RefSeq and is a predicted model, not a curated record.